UUGCCAACCGCCAAUAAACCCAGAAAAGGAAGAAGUAACUGGAGGAGCGCGAGGAGCGCGACUGGGGGUCCCGCUAAACUUCACAAGUAGAUUUGCAUUGCGAAAUCGCUUUCUGCCUGAUUCGCGCGACCAAGUAUCGCGACUGACGCAAAAUAAAAUACACGCUGCAUUUUAUGCAUUCGUGCUUAUCGCAUCUGCCGCUCAAGUUGGAAAAAACCGGACCCCAGCUUCAAGUCGCGCCACGACAACCAAUCAGGAACCUGGUGACGCGACGCUCUGGCCUAGUUCAAAGGGGCAGGUCCAGCCAAAGUCAUUUGUUCUUCAUUCAAUAUGUGGGAAAGGCUCAUCAAGGCAGUAGCCAGCCACCCAGAGCUGUAUGACAUCAACUGCGCUUUCUACCGAGACAGGAAUAAAAAGGACCUAGCUUGGAGAAAGAUAUGUAAAGAUAUAGGGCAACCUGAGGACAUCUGCAGGAGAAAGUGGAAGAGCCUCAGGGACACAUACUCCAAGGAGAAGAGGGUAGUUAAGGAGAAGAGUAGUGGGUCUGAAGCAGUAAAGGGGAGGAAAUGGAGGUUCUACACGGUCAUGGGGUUUCUGGACCCCUUCCUCACCCCGCGGGAGACUAGCUGCAAUAUGGUGCGGACCCUGGAGAACAUCCUUCCCGAGGACCAGAGACAGCCCGAAGAGGCAGCAGCGAAGUCCCAGUCAGAAGUGUCUGAUGUGGAGAGGAGGACCAGGUCUCUGCGGACACAGUACGGGAGGGUGCUGUAUCACCCGGAGAAGCUGAGCGCUGGAGAGCAGGAGAAGCUGAGCGCUGGAGAGCAGGAGAAGCUGAGCGCUGGAGAGCAGGAGAAGCUGAGCCCUGGACAGCAGGAGAAGCUGAGCCCUGGACAGCAGGAGAAGCUGAGCCCUGGACAGCAGGAGAAGCUGAGCCCUAGGCCGGGAAGCUGA
Haplochromis burtoni (Burton's mouthbrooder) is the source of this 951-nucleotide messenger RNA. Its product is annotated as transcription factor Adf-1. The transcript is spliced from 3 exons. The coding region runs from base 331 to 951 and encodes 206 amino acids. The record is from RefSeq and is a predicted model, not a curated record. Gene Ontology annotation, cellular component: transcription regulator complex; nucleus. Gene Ontology annotation, biological process: regulation of transcription by RNA polymerase II. NCBI's taxonomy places the organism in Eukaryota, Metazoa, Chordata, Actinopteri, Cichliformes, Cichlidae.